AUGGCGGAAGUGGCGCUGGCUCUGGCUGGCGCACGGGCUGGCCUAGACUUUGUGGUAUCACCGAUCCUGAAGAAGCUCCUAGCUGACCCUGCAAGGUGCCUUGGUGUGGACAUGGCAAGUGAGCUCCAUGAACUGGAGACCAACAUCAUGCCGCAGUUCGCUCUACUGGCUGAAGCAGCUAACAAGAGCCCGCACAGGCCAAUGUUGAACAACUGGAUCCAGCAGCUCAAAGACGCCUUCUGUAAAGCUGAGGACCUACUGGAUGAGCAUGAGUACAACAUCCUCAAGCGCAAAGCUGAGAGUGGGAAGGACUCUUCGCCGGAGCAUGCAUCUUCCAGUAUUGCUAUUAUGAAGCAUGUACGUACUGCGUCGAGCAGGCUGUCCAAUCUGCGCCCAAAGAAUAAACGGCUGUUUGAUCAACUGAAGGAACUGAAGUCCAUCUUGGCCAAAGCGAAGGACUUCCGUGAACUGCUCAGCUUACCUGCCUGUAAUAGUGCUGAGACCUCCGCAGUACCAACAACUGUUGUUCCACUUGUCACAUCAAUGGUACCUCAAAAAGUGAUUGGUCGUGACAAGGAUCGAGAUGGUAUUAUAGAUCUUCUUACCAAGCCGAUUUCUGUUGAGUCUGAUACAAGUAGGUAUUCUGGUCUAGCCAUUGUUGGACUUGGAGGCAUGGGAAAAUCCACCUUAGCGCAGCAUGUUUACAAUGACAAGAGGGUAGCAGAUCAUUUUGAUGUCAGGAUGUGGGUCUGCAUCUCACGCAGACUUGAUGUUGAGCGCAACACACGGGCGAUUAUUGAAUCAGCAGCAAAGGGAGAGUGCCCGCAUAUUAACAAUCUUGAUACUCUACAGUGCAAAUUAAGGGAGAUACUGCAAAAGUCAAACAGAUACCUUCUUGUGUUGGAUGAUGUAUGGUUUGAAGAAGGCACGAAUGAGAUGGAGUGGGAGAAACUGUUGUCUCCUUUAGUAUCUCAACAGGCGGGAAGCAAAGUUUUGGUAACUUCUCGAUCAGAUGUACUCCCAGCUCCUCUUUGCUGUAAUGAAAUUAUUCAUUUGAAAGACAUGGAAGAUAGAAAUAUCUUAGCACUCUUCAAGGACCAUGCAUUUUGUGGCACAACAAUUGGAGACCGAAGAUUGCAUGAGCAGCUAGAAACUAUUGCAGAGAAGCUUGCUAAAAGACUUGGAAGAUCUCCUCUGGCAGCAAAAACUGUGGGCUCGCAGCUGAGCAGGAAAAAGGAUAAGGCUGCAUGGGAAGGUGCUCUAAGGCUUGACAACUUAAGCAAUCCCAGUAGUGCACUUCUGUGGAGUUACGAGAAAUUAGAUCCAAGUCUCCAGAGGUGUUUUCUGUAUUGCAGUUUAUUUCCAAAAGGCCACCUUUAUUCCACUAAGGACUUGGUUAACAUGUGGGUAGCAGAGGGACUUAUUGAUCCGUGCAAUGUGAACAAGAGAGUGGAAGAUAUUGGGAAUGAUUGCUUUGAUGAGAUGCUCUCAGUGUCAUUCUUUCAACCAGUUUACAAUAGUGACAUGAUUGUGUACUACUAUGCUAUGCAUGACCUCGUUCAUGAUUUGGCAGAGUCACUGUCUAAAAAAGUCUUCUUCAGAUUAGAAGAUGAUAAGGUGGCAUCAAUACCAUGCACUGUUCGACAUCUAUCUGUUUGUGUUAAGAGUUUGAAGCAACAUCAGCAUUUAAUCUGCAGGCUACAUCAUUUACGUACCUUUGUCUGCAUUGAGCCACUUACAGAUGAUGCAAGAGACAUUUUCCAGCAGGUGCUGCAGAAAUUGAAGAAGUUACGUGUACUCUAUUUGUACUUUUAUAACAGCAGCAAGCUACCUGAAUCUGUUGGUGAAUUGAAGCACCUUCGGUACUUGAACCUCCAAAAUACUACAAUCUCUGAAUUGCCUGGAUCAUUGUGUGCUCUUUACCACUUGCAAUUCCUUCAGCUCAGUGAUGAGAUGGUUAAAAUUUUACCUGAUAAAAUAUUCAGUUUAAGUAAGUUGAGAUAUCUUGAAGGAUGUGGCCAAAUCCCAUACAUAGGCAAGUUAACUUCGCUGCAACACCUCAAACAAUUUUGUGUACAAAAGCAGAUGGGCUAUGAGGUGCAGCAGCUAAAGGACAUGAAUGACCUUAGAGGCAGUUUAACUAUCCAAAAUCUUGAGAAUGUCGCUGGGAAGGAUCAAGCCUUAGAAGCAAAGCUACAUCAGAAAAGUCAUCUUGAGAGCUUGCACCUUGAAUGGAGUUACAAAAAUGACAUGACCGCACAUGAUAGUUUACAUUUGGAAACUCUGGAAGGUUUGAUGCCACCGCCUCAGAUUAGGGGCCUUACUAUCAUAGGUUACAGAUAUGCAAAAUAUCCAGACUGGUUGCUUGAGGAUUAUUAUUUCCAGAAUUUGGAAUCACUUGCGCUUGUUAAUUGCAGUGCCUUAGAAAUCCUACCAUCCAAUGCGGCUCUCUUUGGGAACUGCUCCUCACUCCGCCUCGAGAAUGUCCCAAACCUGAAGAAAUUACCUUCUCUUCCAUCGAACCUUGAAGAGUUAGCGAUUGAGAAAUGCAUGUUGCUUAUGUUUAUUUGCAACGAUGAGCUAGAAAAACAUGACCAGAGAGAGAAUGCCACGAUGACAUACAACUUGAUGUCACGGCUUUCUUCCAUGUGGGAGGCAGAUUCAGGAUCAAAAAUCAGGAACAUACUAUUGUCAGAGCAUUCAUCUCUGAAGCAAUUGAUGAUAUUGAUGGAUGCUGAUAUUUCUCAUCUUCAAACCAUUGAAAGUACUCUAGAAAGGGAGGGGGAUGAAGCAUUGGUAAAAGAGGUCAUCAUCAACGCGUGGAUAUAUUGCCAUGAGGAGAGGAUAAGAUUCAUUUGUACAACGAACAUCGGCCUGCCACUGGUUCCGCCAUCAGGGCUUUGUCGGCUUUUCCUUUCUUCCUGCAUCGUUACAGAUGGAGCAUUGGCUGUUUGCCUUAAUGGUCUCACUUCACUUAGAAGUUUGUCAUUAAAAGAGAUUAUGACUUUAACUACACUUCCAUCACAACGUGUCCUCCAACAGUUGGCAAAGCUUGAUGGCUUGUCUAUUGACUCGUGCUGGUGUCUUAGAUCCUUAGGGGGAUUACGAGCUGCUACCAGCCUCUCAUACAUUUCAUUAUGGAGCUGCCCUUCUUUAGAAUUGACAUUCAGAGUAGCAGAGUACUCAGUUGUUACUUAG
This is a messenger RNA of Triticum turgidum subsp. durum (durum wheat), 3198 nucleotides long. Lineage: Eukaryota; Viridiplantae; Streptophyta; Magnoliopsida; Poales; Poaceae. The record is from the annotation of a GenBank genome assembly.